AUAAAAUGAUACAAAAUGCAGCCUGUCAUAAACGUCUGUAUGCAUGAACCUAUAUUUCAAAGUACUGGUACUUGUUUUGGCUUGUUUGAAAACAACCUGCUGUCUCUCACUCUAUUAACAGGACGUAUUCUUGACCUGAAGACAGGAACAGUGAAAAAGGAGGGGCAACAGUCUUCCAUGAGAAUGUGUAUGGGCUCCAGGCGCUCCUUCAUCUGCCGUAUGAGGUGUGGCAGUGCACCCCUGGAUCACAUUUCACUAAAUCGUCUGUCAAAUAUGAGGAAGAGAUACAGGAAUGGCCUCGGACCAUCAAAAGAAGGGGAGGCUCAGUACUCUGUGGUUCAUUGCACUGGCUAUAUCAAAGCAUGGCCCCCUGCAGGUAUGACUGUACCAGAUGAGGACACAGAGGCAGGACAGACGGGGAAAUAUUGCCUCGUGGCCAUUGGAAGACUGCAGGUAACCAGCUCUCCUGUCUCGAUGGAUAUGAAUGGUCUAUCGGUACCCACAGAGUUCUUGUCCCGCCACAAUUCAGAUGGGGUCAUCACCUUUGUCGACCCGCGCUGCAUCAACGUUAUUGGUUAUCAGCCUCAGGACCUGUUGGGCAAAGACAUUAUCGAGUUUUGUCAUCCUGAGGACCAGAAUCACCUGAGAGAAAGUUUUCAACAGGUGGUGAAGCUAAAGGGUCAGGUACUGUCUGUGAUGUACCGUUUCCGCAUGAAAAACAGGGAGUGGAUGUUGAUCCGAACGAGCAGCUUCACGUUCCAGAACCCCUAUUCCGAUGAGAUUGAAUAUAUCAUCUGCACCAAUACCAACGUCAAGCAGCUUCAGCAGCAACAGGCAGAGCUAGAAGUUCACCAGAGAGACGGUCUGACGGCUUACGAUCUUUCCCAGGUUCCUGUGGCCAGUGUGAGCAGUGGAGUGCACGAGGCAGGGAAGAGCAUUGACAAGCCAGAAGCCCUUUUUUCCCAGGAGAGAGACCCGCGCUUUGCUGAAAUGUACACCAGCAUCUCCGGAUCGGGUGAUAAGAAGAUGAUGGUUCCCUCCUCGACAGCGGGAGGACAGCAGCUCUAUUCUCAGAGUUCUCAGUUCCAGCAGGGACACUCUGGAAAAACUUUCAGUUCCUCUGUGAUUCAUGUCCCAGGUGUGAAUGACAUCCAACCAUCAAGUUCAUCCACUCAGAAUCUAGCUCAGAUAUCAAGACAACUCAACCCAGGUCAAGUUGCUUGGUCAGGAAACCGCCCCCCGUUCUCUGGCCAGUCCAGUAAAGCCCAGUCCAGUCCAUUUGGUAUUGGGACAGGCCACAGCUACCAGACUGAUCCGGCCUCCUACAGUCCACUUUCAUCCCCAGCCACAUCAUCCCCCAGCGGGAAUGCCUACUCAGGACUGACAAACCGCAGCACAGCCUUUGAUGUGUCCGGAGAGAGCAGCCAGAGCGGAGCUCAAUUCCAGGGUCGACCCAGUGAAGUGUGGUCCCAGUGGCAGAACCAGCAUCACUCCCAGCAGGCUGGGGAGCAGCAUGCACAUACUAACCCCAGCCAGACUGAAGUAUUUCAGGACAUGUUACCCAUGGCUGGAGAUCCCACUCAGGGAACAGCCAACUACAACAUUGAGGACUUUGCUGACCUUGGCAUGUUCCCACCAUUCUCCGAGUAACCCCGCAAUCCUCCUGUACCUCUCUUCCUUUGCAAUAGAGGAACUGGACCGGUUUGGUUUGCAUUUAUUUCUCAUGUUGUUGUCUCAUUUGGAAACGUGGCUGGACCACCAGCUCACAACUGAUGUGCAGCACAUUGAAUGUCCGAGUGCACACA
Molecule: messenger RNA, 1805 nt
Organism: Hippocampus comes (tiger tail seahorse)
Lineage: Eukaryota; Metazoa; Chordata; Actinopteri; Syngnathiformes; Syngnathidae
Gene: arnt2
Product: aryl-hydrocarbon receptor nuclear translocator 2
Exons: 14
Coding region: 16-1650 (544 amino acids)
Biological process (GO): regulation of DNA-templated transcription
Cellular component (GO): transcription regulator complex; nucleus; cytoplasm
Molecular function (GO): DNA-binding transcription factor activity
Source: RefSeq, a predicted model, not a curated record